This is a messenger RNA of Annulohypoxylon truncatum, 1722 nucleotides long. RefSeq lists its product as uncharacterized. The transcript has 2 exons. The record is from RefSeq and is a predicted model, not a curated record. Lineage: Eukaryota; Fungi; Ascomycota; Sordariomycetes; Xylariales; Hypoxylaceae. The coding region runs from base 1 to 1722 and encodes 573 amino acids.
AUGUCACUCAAAGGGUCAGCUUCUGGACCACUUUCAGGUCAUGUCGAUAUUUCGACUCCGGCGCUACCACGCCCAUUCAAAAACAUGGAAGAGCGCGAGCGCCUUUCACUAUUCUUGCACGACACUGAUGAACCAUUCCACGCUUUCUCAUUGAAAAACGACAGAUCCGAGAGGUUAUCAUAUGAUGUCGAUCAAUAUUCAAGACUCACCAUCGAUGACGCCCAAGUAACUGCCGUUAAUAGUACGCACUCUUAUCGUAACAAUCGCACAUACCGGGAUAUAGUUGCGGAUUCUACCGAGUUUGCUCAUCAUUGGGAGAAGAUCGUCGUCCCCUACUUGAAGCAAACCAUCUUGAGACGCUCAGAUGUGCUGUCUGUGGGUGUGGUUCAAGCAGCGUCCGGUGACAGGAAAGAGGUCAUAAUUUUAUCCGGGCCACAAUUGGACAAUUCUCGAAAGGAUGAGCUGCGAAAUCGUAUUCUAAAAGGAUUGCCUGAAACUUUUCGGGGUACGCUUAACUUCCAUUUUUCGCAAGGAACCAUGGUUUCUGCUCAAGCACAAGAUGACACCUUUUGCGAACCAAAGAACCCUUUCUGGCACCGAAAUCCAAUGAUGGGAGAUUCGGCAGGUGUCUUUGACGAACGGUAUGAGGAUGACACUGACAAACAGGGUGGCAGAACUCUAGGCUUACUCCUCCAGAUUGAUGGAAUCGGAUACUGGGUGGUGAACUGUCACCUGCUAGAGGGGGCUAUCAAGAGCUUGAAACGUGAUCAGAUUAAACUUUACCAACCAUCGAUUCAGGACUAUGCCUGCUACAAAGACCUGCUUCCCAAGUCAGAGAGCAGUGACAAGCCACCUAUUGAUGAACUUGGACCAUUUGCUGCAUGGUCUGGAGAGCCAUACGGGACGACACGAGAGUCACUACAUCCAUUCAGCCAUGAUGGACUUGGACAUUCCGUCGUUACAGAUUGGGCCGCCUUUCAAGCUCGCAGCUCGCAUAUAAAUAAAUUGAGGAUCCCCAAUACGGAAGACGAAAGUUGUAAUUACAUCUGCUUCGGCUCCGACGUCAUCCCGGGAAGGAAAGUAAAGAUUUCUGGUCGGACUAGUGGUCUGACCGAAGCCUUUAUCUCCCUUGUCCCCUCUAUUGUUUUCCCUCACACGAGUUACCUCGAACGAGAAGGUGACCAUUUCGUCAUCAAACAUGGGAAUGGUACCGGUGUCUUGACGCGAGAGUGGGCAAUCUGUCAUGACGCCACAGUAAAAUACGAUGAAGAGUACAAGAAUUACAUCACGGAUGGCGCUGGAGUUCCGGGAGACUCCGGAUCUCCUAUCAUUGACGCCGUCAACCUAAAUUACUACGGCAUGUUAUGGGGCCGAAACGAGUACUCGAAUUGCGAGAUCGUCAACGCUUACGGGCAGGUGCAAAGGACUGUCCAUAUCCCUCGCGUCGCCUAUUUUACUCCGUAUAACGAUCUCUGCGACGAUAUCCAGGAGAAAAUGGGCUCUCGAACACGCCCAAUGCUUCCAGACGGUUCAAUACCUUCUCUAAAUGUUGUAGAAGAUGAGACACCUGGAAUUGAUCUACCUCGGCGCUCGAGUGCGGCCACUCGUUCUAAGCCUAAGCGAUCCUUACCCGAAUCAAUCAGGAAGAUGCUUGCCGUUGCUACAUCGCCACCAAGCAACACGCUUCAUGUUCCCACAUCACUUCCUAUUCGUACCGUCUAG